AAGAAGAUGGUGUCGAGGGCUGGCUACGGCAACGCCAGCAAAAGAGGUUUUGCCGUUGAAGGGGGUCAAGGUGUUGGAUAUGACUCGAGUGCUUGCUGGGAGGAGGAUAGGUGGGAAGAGACGGGAAUAGAUGGAAUGGAAAGAGCUUGGAUUGAGGAGGGAGAAGAAGAGCAUUACGAGAUGCUGGGUAUGACUGUGCAUGGAGUAAAAGAAGAGAUGGACGAAAUUGUGAUGUGGAUAAGAAAGAGUUGGUUGCAGAGGAAAGAGCAGGCAGAGCGGAUUCUGGCUUCGCAAGAAAAAGGGUUACAUGCUCACCAUCCUCAUGCAAAAGCAGAUCCAUACUGCACACAAAUGCUCGGCGACCUAGGCGCCGAAGUCAUCAAAAUCGAACACCCAUUCCGUGGCGACGACACACGAGCCUGGGGUCCCCCUUAUGCCGCCCACAUCUCACCCACCUCCACCCCAACCCAAAAGUCAUCCCCUGGAGAAUCAGCCUACUUUCUCUCCGUCAAUCGCAACAAAAAGUCUCUAGGAUUGUCCUUCCAAUCUCCUCUUGGUGUUGAGAUUCUUCACAAACUUGCUGCAGAGUGCGAUGUUCUUGUAGAGAAUUACCUGCCUGGUGCGCUGAAGAAAUAUAAGAUGGACUAUGAGACGUUGAGUAAAGUCAACCCAAAAUUGAUUUAUGCGAGUAUUACGGGAUAUGGGCAGACAGANGAAAUGGGUCUCAUGCACAUAACCGGCCACCGCGAUGCCCCUCCCGCAAAAGUGGGCGUUGCAGUCACAGAUCUGACCACAGGUCUCUACACCUCAAACUCCAUCCUCGCAUCCCUGAUCCAACGCGGCAUCACCGGCAAAGGCCAAUGGAUAGACGUCUCGCUGUCAGACUGCCAAGUCGCCACCCUCUCCAACCUCGCCUCUUCACACCUCAUCAGCGGCAAACCAGAUUCUGGACGCUGGGGCACAGCUCACCCUUCCAUUGUUCCCUACAAAGGGUUUGAGACUCAAGACGGUAGUAUCAUGCUGGGUGGCGGCAACGAUCGACUAUUCGGCGUGCUUUGCGAUCGCCUGCAAAAGAGCGAGUGGAAAGCCGACCCAAAAUUCGUUACUAAUGCGGACCGAGUCCAGAACAGAGAUUUGCUGGAAGAGCUGAUUACUACAGUCACCAAAACAAAGAGUACGCAGCAGUGGUUGGAUGUCUUUGAGGGCAGUGGGAUGCCCUAUGCAGCUGUCAAUGACAUUGAAGGCACCAUGAAGCAUGAACAUGUGUUGGCGAGAGAUAUGGUAAAAACCAUUGAGCAUCCUACCUGUGGGCCUAUCAAGCUUGUCAACACACCAGUCAAGUUUUCGGAGAGUACGCCGAGUAUUCGGUCUGCGCCGCCUACUUUGGGACAGCAUACGAGUGAGGUGUUGUUGCAGCUGGGAUAUACCGAGGAGCAGGUCCAGGAGUUCAAAAGUCAGGGUGUGGUCGCCUGA
Messenger RNA from Aureobasidium vineae, 1473 nucleotides. The record is from the annotation of a GenBank genome assembly. NCBI's taxonomy places the organism in Eukaryota, Fungi, Ascomycota, Dothideomycetes, Dothideales, Saccotheciaceae.